AUCCUUGAUGGGAACAGUACUGAACAAAAGCUGUGCUAAUACCUGCUCUGAUUGUGCACUGAUUUCCUAGAUUAUUUCCCUGUGAGAUUGAAAUUCAGCAUGUACUUUAUGGUGGAUCAACAGAGCACUCGACUCACAAACUUAUCCCAGCGAUAAGUUUUUUCAUGGUCUGCCAUUUUUGAGAACUGACCUCAGGAUGGGUAGAAGAAAAGGACAGGAGGAAUGUCCUGCCAAGACGACGACUGUGUUGGAGUCACCAUUUGAGCACUCAGCAGCAGGAUGUUUGUCGCAGUCGUAGUGACAUUGGGGAGCACUGUAAGAGGAAAGAAGAGACUUACAGGCAAAUCACUACAAGGUUCAACAACAUUUGAUGGAAAACAUAGGCGCAGCCUUUCACAAUGUAUUUUUCCAAGUUAUACUUGUGCCUUUUUGGAUGAUGACCCUGCCUAUGAGUGUUGUUCCACAAAUCCUCCGACAGGCUCCAUUUCCACAUGUCGCCGCAGCCCUCGACUGCUUUCUAAUGGUUAUUACAUUCUGACGGAGGACAGUUUUUUGUCUGAUGAUGAGGGCAAUGUAACACUGACACCAUCCCAGACAAGUGUAACAUACAAAGAGAAUUUAGUUCGUGUAUUCAGGCGAAGGAAAAAAAUCGGUGUCUCCAGUUCAUGGCUCAGCAGCACCGUCCUCAGCAAUGCGGAUUCCUCCCAUGUAGAUGAUCCUUGGCCCGAUGGAUGCAAUAAACCAGCAGCCAGCCAGAGUGAUAUUGGUGAUUCUGACUUUUCUUCUGAAUAUAAUAGCCACGUGCCACAAAGGCAAAGUCCUGCAUCUCUUGGAGCCUCUCUCACCAAAGAUGACGAGUUUCUUCAGCCUGAGAAACCACUGUGUGCUUCAAAAUCGUGCUCUCCAUUUAUGACAAAUGCAAAUGAAGAGACUUUGAGCAAUGCAGAAUCCAGGACAGCGCAAAAUUUCCUCUCUCAGAUGGUUGCACUGAUCACGUGUUUAAUCAUUUCAAUAUGUACAAGAUAUUGUCUGGGAGGAUUGUCUGCCACUCUGUUGCUGAUAAUUUUAGUUUUUCUUUUGUCCCAAGGUGCUGCUGUGUCAUCUUUCUUUAGUCGUGACACAUCUUUCAGAACAACUAAGUUUUGGAAAUAACUGGAAAGAAAGAAUAAUCGUCAAGCCUCAUCCUCAGUCUCCAGUUUCUGUUUAUCAAGCGUUUCUAAGCCUCAGUGCAGCUCACAACCCUUAAAACAAGAGACUGAUUUAUUUGUGCCUGGAACUCGCCAUCCCAGUCCUGGCUCUGUUAUUUCCUUUAUCUCUUUACUGUGAAAAGAUAAAAAUGAGAAGAAGGAGCUAAGUGGAGCUGUGCCGAGGUUUGUGUGGAUAAAACAGCCUUGUUCAUCAGUUGGUUGAGUGCAGUUCAGCUCCUGAGAUAUAAAGGCAUCCGCACAGCUGCAGACACAACCUGGAAAACCUUUCAGCCAGCCCUCAAAAAGAGGAUGUUCAUCCAGAGAACAAAGCAUUUUAGAACAGUGUGCAGGCAUUUGAUCACUUUGCAGACUUUCUAAAGCCUACGAUCAAAAACACAUCCUCCUCAUCUGGUGUGCCAAGAAGUGGGCGUAGAUAUGGCACUUCUUAAAGUCAGUAGAACUGUUUAUGUAAGGGCUCAAUACUAGACCUUUAAAGCUGACUCUGAUUUUGAAGGCCAGUUCCAAUAUUAACCAAAGCAGGUACUGCAGGACGGCGUGGAGAAUUUGGGACUUGUUGCCUGGUAGGAGUAAAGUAAAUACAGACUGACUCAGGCUCCUGCGAGACAGGACCUACGUCAUUUCAAAACAAGGUUGUCUCUUGCCUUUUAUAAAAACUUAGAGGCAGAGUAGUUAGUUCUGUAGAUUUCAAAAUGUGUUCACUAAUGGUUUUCAUUUUUACUCCUCCUCAAAUUUGUUUUCCUCUGAUCUUCAGCAUCAAACUACUGGAUACCUCCUUAUGGCUACCAUUAUAUGUGUCACUGUGGAAAAAAAAUAACAGAAUUGUUAGUAUUCUUCCUUCAAAAUACAAUUCAUUUUAUCUUUAUUUUUAUUCUGGACAAACUGUGGGUGAGGCCGUAUUUCUUGGUGACUGUCUGAAAGCAGUCAUGCAAAACGAUUGCUGCACCUUUAGUAUCUUAUGCCAAUGAAGUCCUACAAGCGUGGGGCCUUACAAGCAUUUUGAUAGGAAAUUGACGGUAAAUAGUCUUUUGCAAUUCCCAUCCAGUUUUUAGUAAACAGCUGAUGUCUUCCAAUACUUUAGAUAUUAAUUUCCUGUAACAACAUGCUGUCAAAUGUAAUGGAUUUGGACGGUGGCUGAAUACAUGCAGGAAUAUUUUUCAGACGCUUUAUUGUAUCAUGUGUAUGCACUGCCUUCUGGCCUUUACGUUGUGCAUUAAGAAAAAGAGAAAAAAAAGGAAGGAAGAAAUAUUAUUGGAAGGAAAGCAGUCUUCAGAAAACCAGGAAUUGGGAUGUGGGGAACCAGUGAUGAGUCUGAAUUACCUGGAUUCACGUAAUAAAAUAUGACACCUGCAGGUAUUAUCUUCACUUUGGAAACACUGAGCCCUAUUUUUCAGCUUGGAUCUUUUCUACAACAGAGACUAAACUACACAUAAAACCUGUGGGUAAUCAAAAACUGUUAUCUUGUGACUCCAAGCUUUUAAUAAUCUGCAUCUUAAAAUAUCUCCCUGUAUGCCAGUUUAGCUAGGACAGCAUGGAUUUCAUCUUCCCAUGCAACACAGUGAUGGUAAUGACUAAGGAUGCUAUUGCCCACCAAAUCAUUCUAUAACUAGUGCUGCUUGAAGUCUACCUGUCCCCUGCUGUGCUAAAAGCAACGCUAGCACAGCCCCAGCUGCUAAAUCAGACAUGAAAUGCUGCCUACGGAAGGGCUAGGUCUGCCCAUGGGGUGUAAUCAGGCUGGCAGGCAUAACGAUGGGGAUUUGAAAACGCUGCAGCAGAAGUGCCCAAAUGAAAAGUUCUGGUGGAAGAAAGAAUCGACAAAACUGAAACACCCCUGUGUCCAGCUCUGGGUCUAAGCCAAGUUCAAGCAGGUUAUAGCUGUAUUUCUAGCAUCAAAAAUCCAAACAAGUGAUGCAAUGAGGAAAAGGGUACUUGAAGUUAAAAUGUACAUUUCCCUUUCAAAGUGUAAAUAUAUGCAGGUUAUAUUUUAAAGAUAAGCAUCAAUAGCUCAGCAUUAAGACCUCAAAGAGGGAAAUUUCACCCAAAUUACCAACUUUGCAUAGUAAUUUACUUUUGCCCAGUGCAUUAAAUUGACUCUAUGUGAUGUCAGAACAUCUGAUGUAACAAGACCAGGUUUUAUACUUUCAAUAAAUAGUGACAGCAGAAUGUUUGUCAUAACGCUGAUGUAUUACGUAACUAUAAUAGUAGUUAUCAUGCUCAUCAUCAUAUUUACUUGUAGUUAAUAAACUUGAAUAAUUUUGUCAGUAUUAAAUAAUUCUGCUUCAAUAUUUACUUUAACUAUGGAGACAACUGAGAGUUAAUAUCAUUGUGUCAUAUGUAUAAA
Messenger RNA from Phalacrocorax carbo (great cormorant), 3546 nucleotides. The record is from RefSeq and is a predicted model, not a curated record. NCBI's taxonomy places the organism in Eukaryota, Metazoa, Chordata, Aves, Suliformes, Phalacrocoracidae.